ACGUUUUCAGUUCUUUGCAUUCGCUUUAUUUUUCCAAUUUAUUUGCGACAAUGGCUGAAAACACUUUUCCUGUAUACACAGCGGAUGCGAUAGUGAACUUUUAUCGAACUGAAGUUCUCACUGGUCAAGAAGCAAAACACUUUAAAAAGAGCGACUUGACUCCUCAUCCAAAGCCAGAAGCAGUUCAGACCUUAUACAUGAGAGUGCUGCAUCUCCUGUAUCGUUUCAGGCCCGAGUGUCACUCCAUGGUUCCGCUUCUGGAGACCAUUCAGUAUCCAGCCUAUCACGAAGGGGCAACUGCUAUCAUGAGUGUCUACACACGCAUGCGGCAGUUUCUGCCUAUGUGUUUGGUGUAUGAUUUUUCACUCAAUGAUCUGCUGGCUCCAAAAAAACAGAGGACUCUAACCAUUCUGAGCGCCAUCAUGAACUUUCUCCACUUCAGAAAGCAGAGGAUGGAGGUCGUCUUGGAGAAGGUUCAAGGGUUCAAGCGGGCAGACAUGGACAGACUGCAGACGGCUUAUACUAAAGGCAUCAGGGAGGCAGAGAAGAAGAUUGAGAUGCUUACGACCAUCCCACCAGAGCAACAGGCUGAGGCUGAUGAGCUGGCAGCUGCUCUCUCUGAGCUACAGGCCACCACCAUGCAUGAAUACCAGGAAGUGAAUGCCAAAAACGACAGCAUCACAGAGUGGAAAGCUACGAUAGCAGAGAAGACCCAGAAACUGGCCCAGGUGAAGCUAGAUGUCAGCAACCUGAAGGAAGACAUCAGCAAACUGAAGUCUCAGAUCGUGGAGUCUCCAGAGGAGCUAAAGAGCCAGAUGGAGAAGAUGAGGGAGAAUGUGAAGAACUCUAUUGAAGAAACAGACGAGCGUGUGGUGGAGCUCCAGAACAUGGUGCAGGGUGUGACUCACACCGAGGCUGAGAUCCAGCAGAUGUGCAGCCUUCUGCAGGACCUGGAGAGCAGCAUGAGCAACACCAAGCAGCGGCUGGAAGAGCGCCAGGAGCUGAUGGCUCAGUAUGAGAAGAAGCAGAAGGAGCUGAAGAACCUGUGCAUGGAGGAAGGCCAGCUGAAGCGAGCUUUGGGCAUGAAGCAGGAUAAGGAGUGCAAACAGAACAUCCGCAGGCAGAAGAAGAGAGAGAUGAAGGAGCAGCACGUUCAGGAAGUGUUGGGGCAGUGUGACCAAAUCCACCAGAAGCGUGAGGACAUGGCUGACAAAAUCCAAGAGAUCUCCGCUGAGACGCAGAAGCUGAAGACCAGCAUUAAGAGCCUGAGAGACGUGUGCAGCAAAGAGACAGAGAAAGCUUAGGCCCUCUAUGACACACUGUCCACAUCCAUGGAUGAGCUCCACAAGAGGAUUGAGAUGCACACCAUGGACCUGAAACUCAGUCUAACCAAGAUGUCUGCAAACUUCUAAUCUCUCUCUUUUUUUCUUUUUUUUUUUUGAAAACCUGUAUUUACUAAUCUGU
Pundamilia nyererei is the source of this 1464-nucleotide messenger RNA. RefSeq names its product UF2 component of NDC80 kinetochore complex (gene nuf2). The transcript has a single exon. NCBI's taxonomy places the organism in Eukaryota, Metazoa, Chordata, Actinopteri, Cichliformes, Cichlidae. The coding region runs from base 51 to 1304 and encodes 417 amino acids. Gene Ontology annotation, cellular component: kinetochore; Ndc80 complex. Gene Ontology annotation, molecular function: protein-containing complex binding. The record is from RefSeq and is a predicted model, not a curated record. Gene Ontology annotation, biological process: meiotic chromosome segregation; mitotic spindle organization; attachment of mitotic spindle microtubules to kinetochore.